Molecule: messenger RNA, 9855 nt
Organism: Halichondria panicea
Lineage: Eukaryota; Metazoa; Porifera; Demospongiae; Suberitida; Halichondriidae
Exons: 28
Coding region: 128-9778 (3216 amino acids)
Biological process (GO): protein phosphorylation; signal transduction
Molecular function (GO): protein kinase activity; ATP binding; protein binding
Source: RefSeq, a predicted model, not a curated record
AACAGAGAAAGUGGGUGGGUCUUGUAGUUGUACAAGCUACCAAUUAAGGUUUGUUAUUCUCUAGCUAAUUAACUUUUAGUUCAGACUGUGAUCAGCUAUAGUCUCUGGAUUCAGCUAUAAUAAGGAUAUGUCUGACUAUCUCACAAUAGCAGAUCUAAGAGAUUUGUACAUAGCUACGUUUGAUGCUCGAACCAAGUGGCGAAACGUCUUGCUGGCUUUUAAGAUAUCCUCGGAUACUAUCGACAGCAUAGGUACAAAAUGGCGAGAUGAUCCUGAUCACUGCUAUCGUGAGGGUUUGAAAGAAUGGCUGAAAGGUGGGGAGAGAAGAUGGGAAGAUGUUAUCAAAGCUUUGUCAAGUCCUAUUGUGGGCCACGUUCACAUAGCCAACACCAUCGAGAGAGAUCAUCCAUUACAGUCUAGCAAUCCGAAGUUAAAGGUUGACCAAAAUCACCAGAAGAUCAAUGAAGAUUUGACAGUUUUCCUAGACGAACGACUCGGUAAAGGUGCAUAUGGAGCAGUCUUCAAAGGCAGCUACAUGGGGGAGAUCUGUGCAGUCAAAGUUUUAUUUUACGAGGCUGUAGAAAUGCAGACAGGUUUCCCAGCCGGUAAAAGUGAAGAGGCCCGCAGGGAUUUUGAUCGUGAGUGUGAUUUUCUCGAGUCGCUUCAGCACCCAAACAUUGUUCAAUAUUUGUCAAUUACCAAACACCCCAAAUCAGGUGGUACGAUCCUCGUUCUAGAGCUGAUGGAUUGCAAUCUAAGAUCCUACUUCUCCAACCUUGAUGAAGAGUCCCUCACUAGCGAAUGUGAAAUUAGUCUCUCCAAAGACAUAGCUUAUGGUCUGUCUUACAUUCACAGCAAGCAGAUUAUCCACCGUGACCUCUGUGGUGAUAACAUCUCGCUAAAGCUUGCACAACCACUGCCUGUUGCAAAGAUUUGCGACUUUGGCAUGUCACGUUUAUACGAUCCCUCCAAGCUUAGCCCUACCCUCACAGCUGUGGGGUAUCUACCUCCCGAGGCCAUUCGAUUGGACAAGGAGAAAUAUGAUAAUAGCCUGGAUGUGUUUUCUCUUGGGGUGAUUAUGGUGCAGAUCGUUUGCAAGCUAGAGACAAUCAAAUCAGCCAAGGAUCGAUCAUUCCAUGUUUCCCAGAUCCCUCACACACACAGGUUGAGAAAGCUUAUCGACAGUUGCUUGCAAGAAGACAUGAGGAGAAGACCAUCUGCCAGGGACAUCUAUGCUGCUUUGGUCUCUUUAACAACCGGUGUUCAGGACCAAAAGUUCUCGCAAAAAUUGGAUGAGCUUAUGUCUGACAGAAAGAAUACGAUUGAGCUUCAGUAUUUCAAGAUGCACUUUAUCGGUCCCUCGGGUAUUGGCAAAACGACCACCCGACAGCGGCUUGUUGGAUCCAUUACUAACCUGUCUUCGCUGCCCAAAGACCAAAGAAAACGUUGCAGCACAUUUCUUGCCGAGUGUACACAAGUAUUGGCCUUUGUGAGCAAAUCUGGAGCAAAGAUUGCAUUUAAAGCAGCUGAAAACCUGGGGGAAGAAACACAGCUCAUCUUUUCUUAUCUUAUGUCCUGUGAACCUAUUGAAGAUAGCAAUAUUAGUCAGCCAAAGAAACCACAAACAUCCCUCCCUUUGAAGGAAACCAUUGAAGAGGAGCAACCUCUUAAGAAGAGCGAUGUAGCUACUGCAGCGAAAACAAAAACAAAAACCGUCUCACCAACAACCAGGCCAGAAAAGAGUCAUAAAAAGUAUGUGGCUACUAUCAAUGUUCAAAAUGUUAUCACAAGACUCCAUGAUAUUGUGAAUUUAGGAGACUACAGCAAAGUGCUGAAGGACACAAUCCUACUCAAUCUGGUUGAUAUCGGUGGACAGCCUGGAUUCGUGGAGAUGUUUCCUUUUCUAAGCAAAGGCGCAGGGAUUUUCCUGGCAUUCUUUCGACUGGACAAAGACCUCGAUGAAAUGUGUGAAGUAUCCUACGAACGAGGAAAGGACAAGAUCACACCGUACGAUUCAACGUACACAAGCAGAGAAACGCUCUCUCAAAUCCUCUCAGCUAUCAGCCACCAUGCCAAGAUUGACUCGGAUAUUGACAGAAAACAGUGCGAUAAACUGGGCAGUCUAGGCUCCGCUAAGCCUCUUGCUACCCUCAUAGGUACUUUCAAGGAUGAACUGGCAAUGCAAAUCAAGGUGGAUCUUCUGUUCGAAAAAUGUUGUAUCUUGAAAAAAGCUGCCGACAAGACCGAUAGCACCACUGCCAGUGAGAGCGAUAGUACCACUGCCAGCAAGAGCGAUAGUACCACUGCCAGCGAGAGCGAUAGCACCACUGCCAGCGAGAGCGAUAGCACCACUGCCAGCAAGAGCGAUAGUACCACUGCCAGCAAGAGCGAUAGCACCACUGCCAGCGAGAGCGAUAGUACCACUGCUGAACAAAAAAAAGCGAUUAGGCUCUUUUUGCCUCAAGAUUCAUCAAAGAAGAGUGAUAAGAAGCCAAAUGUCACUGAACAAGACAUGGCUGCCAUUCAGCAAACAGUCCGCCAACACCUCAACUCAGACGCUUUCAAGAAAGAUGUUGAAGACCGUUUAGAGCGACAGCUGACGGAGAAAAGCAAAGCCGUGAGCACAAUUACCAGCAAAUUUGGGAAGUUGUCUUUUAACCCAAAAGAAAAGAAGUUCAUAGCAGUUGAUAACUAUGAAGGCACUAGUUCUGAUAUUGACCCUCUUCUUGAGCAUGUUAAUGGCAUGAUCAAUAGAUAUAUCAGAGAUUCCAAGCUUCGAAUUCGCCCACAAAUGCUUUUGCUCGGAGUUGUACUGAGAAAAGAAGGUGACAUCAUAUCCAUGGAAGACUGCAUUCGUAUCGGUACCGAGGGGUUAAAUAUGGAUGUGGAAGAAAUUCAAUUCACCAUUUGGUACCUUGAUAGGUUUGUCGGAGCUUUGAUCUAUCGUCCAGACAUCAAAGGCAAAGAUGGUUAUUUUGGCGACUUUGUGAUUUGCAACCCUCAGGUGGUAUUCAACAGCCUCAGUGCUCUCGUUGUCAAGCCGCUGCUAGAGCUGCAUUCUGAAGAGAGCAGUAUUCAGUUUACAGAAGAUGAAAGAAAGAGCUGGAUACUCAGGGGACAGUUCACACUGGAAAUGAUCACUCAUUGCAAUUUAUUUUUCCAGGAUGUGAAGAAAGACCAGUUGAUUCCUGUUGAGAAUUUGCUCAUACUACUCGAGCAUUCCCACCUUUUGGCCAAAAUCACAACACAUACCGCACGUGACGAGGAAACAACAUACUUCGUCCCCGCCAUUCUCAAGUGUGCAUCACGCGAGGAACUAACGAAACCACCUCCCACUGGCAUUGAUACACCCUCUCCUAUCAAGAUCACAUUUGACCCCCAAUACGUUCCCAUUGGAGUAUUCUGUGCCAUGAUCAGUGAAUUGGUCUCGAGGGGGAGUAAAUGCGAAGGUAUCCUGGGCUUGACGUGGGAACUUGUCGAUUCCAUGGUAAAGAGAAACCUCGUCUCCUUUCACGUACACAAAGCAGCCAAGCAUUUAGUUACCCUGAUUGCUCACGUUGAUUGCUACGAGAUACGGAUUAUUCGACAAGACAGGUACCAUACGAUGCACGAGCUUUGUUCCUACGUCCUCUCAACCAUUCUGUUGGUGAUGAAGGAAAUUAGUCCUCUCUUUGCUCCAAUCAUCGCAUUCGACUGCUCCUGCGGCAAAUUUUGCCUUCUCACAUCAGAAGCAGAUCCCUGCUUUGCUUGUGCUUGCUCUAAGAAAAUCUCUCUUAGCCCCCAACAAGAACGCUGGUUUGCAAAAGAAGUCAGCGUGGGAGACGAUGUUUUUCUCCUUGCCCUGCCCUUUGCCUCCGACCUAGAGGACCUUGAGCCAAGCCUCUCUUUCAAAUGGAAGAAGAGAAUUCCGAAAAUCAGUGGGAUUAAAAAUGAAUUGGAAUUCAAGGCGUCAUCAAGUGAUCACUUCAAGGGGCUUAUCAGUUGCAAGAUCUCCAUGAACCAGGUUUGCAAGAACCAGAAGUCUUUCUUCACCGUAUACCACUGCCUGAAAGAGAGUGUUGAGAACUCGGUAACUGAUCAGCUGUUUGCGGAUGUAAAGGAAGUGAUCCAAGAGAUACGCUCUGACUGGUACAGCCUGGCUAUAGAACUGGACAUUGAUUAUGAAACUAGGAAGAGUAUUGAGAAGGACUAUCGAAUGGUUGAAGACUGCUUUGAGGCCAUGCUGAAUCACUGGGUGGGCCGCUCUCCUCCCCCCUCCUGGUCUGCCGUUAUUAGAGCACUGGAGUCUCCUGCCAUUGCCCGUGGAGACAUCGCAACAAAAAUCAAGAAAAAAGGAAAAGCUGCCAGUUCUCCUGAUAUUUGCCGCCUCACUCCUGAAGAGCCCUUGAGUGUGGAUUGUUAUCUGAAGGUAGUAAGAUCAGCCAUCUGGGAGAUUAGGGCAACUUGGGGUCGUCUGGGAUUGCAUUUGGGGAUCAAAGAGGGGACACUAGAUGCCAUCAAGAGGGACUAUCGGAACGAGUCCGGGGACUGUUUCACUAAACUACUGGAGCAAUGGUUGACACGAUCCACCCCCGCCCCCACACUGCAAGCACUGAUCAAUGUACUCGAGUCUAAAGCCAUCGACCGUGGAGACAUUGCCAAUGAGGUCCCUCACACACACAAGUUGAGGAAACUUAUCGGCAGUUGUUUGCAAGAAGACAUGACAAUUAAGAGACCAUCUGCCGCGGCCGGGGACAUCUAUGCUUCACUAACAAGAGGCUCGGAUACAGUGGAGGCAACAAAGAGAGAGUUAAAGGACAUUCAACCAGUCAAUUAUAACCCCGAGCCAGAGCUUGAGCUUAUCAAAGUUUCUAACUGUCAGCCUUUCCACUUGCCAGGGGCAGAUUUAAGUGCCAGUGCUACUGUUACAAUAUCGAAUAUGGAAUGCAAUUUGAAAUUGGAUGGUCACGGGUUUCAGCUGUCUGCAAAACAAAACACUCUUCCAAGUGGUUUGGACAAGUGCACUCUCGAAAUCUCACCAAGUACCUCUGGAGACUAUCAGUUUCCCGACACUCUAAAGCCCGUCAGUGCCAUCUACUGGAUACGAUGUAAGCCUCGUGGCAUCACAUUUCAACAACCAAUUCUUGCUCAAAUACAGCAUUGUGCUAAACCCGGUUCAUCAAAGCAUCUAUAUUUUUGUAGAGCAACAUGUUAUGAAAAGAAGCCUCCUUAUGUUUUCCGAAAGGUUGAUGCACGUGUGUCAUUCUCUGAUGAUGACUUUUGUGGUACUAUUGAAUUGGAGCAUUUCUGUGGUGUAUGUAUCGGUGGAGAGGAAUCUGUUGACCAGUUAUACACUGCUAUCCUCUUCGAUUACUAUUCGAGUCCUUCUCAUUACAUUCACAUGGUCAUUACAAAGAAUGAAGAAACUCACAAAACCGAAGUUGAUACUGUGUAUGGGAAGAAGCAGGCGAAGAAGGGUUGCUAUGUCGUAUUUGAUUUCAAAGACAUCGGUGACACAGUUGAUUUAGCACUACCACUUGAAGGCGUGUGUGAAAGUGACUGGAAAAUUAAACCUCUCAUGACUCAAAAAGUGAAAAAAAAACAAAUUGAUAAUUUCAGCCCGGGUCGUGAAAUUCCCUGCAUACAAAUGAAAGCUGAAACAGAGCAACACAAGUCAACAAAUGUGUGCUAUCCACUCUACCUUAAUAAGUCUGUGAACCCAGACCUAUAUUUGUCCGUUGAUGUAAACAUUGCCAAAGUCAUUAAGUCGCCCUCAAUAAGAAGAGACCUCCCACUAGUAAGGAAAGUGAGGGUUCAUCAGUGUGUCUCUCUGACAGUACACGCUCAGGGCACAGGCCUCACCUAUCAGUGGACAAAAUAUGGUACUCCUCUCAGAGAUGAAGAUGAUGGCUACCAAGGUGUGUCCACUUCCUCUCUCACCAUGAGACAGGCCUCACUGGAGCAGAGCGGAGAGUAUCAAUGUGUGGUGGAGAAUGAGGGAGGCUCUGUGACGUCUAGUACAUGCAAAGUCACUGUUGUCAUUGAGUCGCCCUCGAUAAGAAAAGACCUCCCACUAGUAAGGACAGUGAAGGUCCAUCAGAGUGUCUCUCUGACAGUACAAGCUCAGGGCACAGGUCUCACCUAUCAGUGGACAAAAGAUGGUGCUCUUCUCACAGAUGAAGAUGAUGGCUACCAAGGUGUGUCCACUUCCUCUCUCACCAUGAGACAGGCCUCACUGGAGCAGAGCGGAGAGUAUCAAUGUGUGGUGGAGAAUGAGGGAGGCUGUGUGUGGUCCAGUACAUGCAAAGUCACUAUUGUCAUUGAGUCACCCUCAAUAAGAAGAGACCUUCCACUAGUAUGGAAAGUGAAGGUCCAUCAGAGUGUCUCUCUGACAGUAAAAGCUCAGGGCACAGGCCUCACCUAUCAGUGGACAAAAGGUGGUACUCCUCUCAGAGAUGAAGACGAUGGCUACCAAGGUGUGUCCACUUCCUCUCUCACCAUGAGACAGGCCUCACUGGAGCAGAGCGGAGAGUAUCAAUGUGUGGUGGAGAAUGAGGGAGGCUCUGUGACGUCCAGUACAUGCAAAGUCACUGUUGUCAUGGAACCGCCUUCAAUAAGAAGAAACCUCCCACUAAUAUGGAAAGUGAAGGUCCACCAGAGUUUUUCUCUGACAGUACAAGCUCAGGGCACAGACCUCACCUAUCAGUGGACAAAAGAUGGUGCUCCUCUCAGAGAUGAAGACGAUGGCUACCAAGGUGUGUCCACUUCCUCUCUCACUAUGAGACAGGCCUCAUUGGAGCACAGCGGAGAGUAUCAAUGUGUGGUGGAGAAUGAGGGAGGCUCUGUGACGUCCAGUACAUGCAAAGUCACUGUUGUCAUGGAACCGCCUUCAAUAAGAAGAAACCUCCCACUAAUAUGGAAAGUGAAGGUCCAUCAGAGUUUUUCUCUGACAGUACAAGCUCAGGGAACAGGCCUCACCUAUCAGUGGACAAAAGAUGGUGCUCCUCUCAGAGAUGAAGAUGAUGGCUACCAAGGUGUGUCCACUUCCUCUCUCACUAUGAGACAGGCCUCAUUGGAGCAGAGCGGAGAGUAUCAAUGUGUGGUAGAGAAUGAGGGAGGCUCUGUGACGUCCAGUACAUGCAAAGUCACUGUUGUCAUGGAACCACCCUCGAUAAGAAGAAACCUCCCACUAAUAUGGAAAGUGAAGGUUCAUCAGAGUUUUUCUCUGACAGUACAAGCUCAGGGCACAGACCUCACCUAUCAGUGGACAAAAGAUGGUGCUCCUCUCAGAGAUGAAGAUGAUGGCUAUCGAGGUGUGUCCACUUCCUCUCUCACCAUGAAACAGGCCUCACUGGAGCAGAGCGGAGACUAUCAAUGUGUGGUGGAGAAUGAUGUAGGCUCUGGGACGUCCAGUACAUGCAAAGUCACUGUUGCCAUUGAGUCGCCCUCGAUAAGAAAAGACCUCCCACUAGUAUGGAAAGUGAAGGCCCACCAGAGUGUCUCUCUGACAGUACAAGCUCAGGGAACAGACCUCACCUAUCAGUGGACAAAAGAUGGUGCUCCUCUCACAGAUGAAGAUGAUGGCUACCAAGGUGUGUCCACUUCCUCUCUCACCAUGAGACAGGCCUCACUGGAACAGAGCGGAGAGUAUCAAUGUGUGGUGGAGAAUGAGGGAGGCUUUGUGACGUCCAGUACAUGCAAAGUCACUGUUGUGAAUGAGUCGCUGUCGAUAAUAAGAGACCUCCCACUAGUAAAGAAAGUGAAGGUCCAUCAGAGUGUCUCUCUGACAGUACAAGCUCAGGGCACAGGCCUCACCUAUCAGUGGACAAAAGAUGGUGCUCCUCUCAGAGAUGAAGAUGAUGGCUACAAAGGUGUGUCCACUUCCUCUCUCACCAUGAGACAGACUUCACUGGAGCAGAGCGGAGAGUAUCAAUGUGUGGUGGAGAAUGAGGGAGGCUCUGUGACGUCCAGUACAUGCAAAGUCACUGUUGUACGAGCUUGGAUGUCAGUUAUUUUCCCGUGGCUGGUGCUGGUUCUUUCAGUUCUGUUCUGUCUGGCUCUACUGAGUGCAUGGUACUCUCAGUCUGUACAGAGAGUCACUCCUCCUUGUUUUCUGGAUGAGGAUAAUGUAAUGAGGUGUAAUCAAUGCAAAAAGAUGACAUAUAGUUAUAAAGAUUGGCUAACUGCUAGUGAAGUAUCACAAGAUGACACCUGUAGAAGUAUGGAUGAGGCAACAAAGAGGAGGUUAAAGGACACUCAACCAGUGCGUACAGAUAAGGCAACAAAGAUGGGGUCGAAGGACACUCAACCAGCUAAUAAAGUGCAUACGGAUGAGGCAACAAAGAGAGGGUGGAAGGACACUCAAUCAGGUAAUAAAGUACGUACGGAUGAGGUAACAAAGAGAGAGUCAAAGGACACUCAACCAGCUAAUAAAGUGCGUACGGAUGAGGUAACAAAGAGAGAGACAAAGGACACUCAAUCAGGUAAUAAAGUGCGUACGGAUAAGGCAACAAAGAGAGAAUCGAAGGACACUCAACCAGGUAAUAAAGUGCAUACGGAUGAGGCAACAAAGAGAGAGUCGAAGGACACUCAACCAGCUAAUAAAAUGCAUACGGAUGAGGCAACAAAGAGAGAGUCAAAGGACACUCAACCACCUAAUAAAGUGCAUACGGAUGAGACUCCCAACUCUGCGUUGGUGUUGUACAGCCUGGCCGACCAGACUGACAACUUCUUUGCACUUGACUACCUUAAGGCCAUUCUAAACUCCCUCGACUUUGAAACCACCACCAGCUACGAUACUCCCAACUCUGCGUUGGUGUUGUACGGCCAGACUGGCUACUCCUCUGCACCCACUCUAAACCUCUUCGAGUAUGAAACCACCACCAGCUACGAUAGUCCCCCUCCCAGGAAGUGGAAACCUCCACUCACUCUGAUAUGGAAAGAUAUGCCAAUCGAGAUGGGCACCUCGGUACAGAGUGUUGUUAUUGGUGACACAGUGUAUGUUGGUGGAGGUGAUACAUACGAGUAUCGUGACAGAUUUACAGUGAUGAAGCUCGAGCAAGUUCAAUGGACCAAACUACCAGAGUACGCUGCCAGAUGGUUUGCUAUGACAUCACUCGCUAAUCGACUAGUGCUGGUGGGAGGACUUAAAGCAAAACCCUUCGAACGAACCAGUCAGCUUGCAGUGUUUGAGUCAGGGGAAUGGACUCACCCGUACCCACCAAUGAACAUUGCUCGUUCUCGCUCAACAGCUGUCUCUUUCAACAACCACAUCAUUGUAGCUGGUGGGCGUGAUGAUGAAGGAUGUAUCUCCUCUGUGGAGGUGUUGGACGUGGCAUCAAGAAGAUGGUACAUUGCUCAGUCACUACCUAACCCACGAUCAUCACUGAAAUCAACUCUCAUAGGAAACACCCUCUAUCUAAUGGGAGGGUGGAACCACACUGAGAGGGCAACCAAGACAGUGUACGUCGACCUCAAUGAACUCAUUGCAAAGGCCCUUUUAAACCAGGACACACCCACUCUCUGGCAGACGAUAGAAGAUACACCCCUGAAGCAUUCAGCUCCUUUCAGUAUUGGGAGCUCACUAUUUGCCGUUGGUGGACGAGACGACAGCUUCAAUCCAAGUUCAUCGAUCCACCUCUACCAGCCUGACACCAGGAGGUGGGAGAAAGUGGGAGACAUGCUUACUGCACGAUACUUCUGCACAUGCUCAGUACUUCCUAAUCAAGAGGUUAUUGUAGCAGGAGGGGACGAUAGACUUCGUUUUGUUAACACUGUGGACUUCCUCUCAAUGGAUUAAUAAUUAUAAAUAGAUAGCUAUAGUUUAGGUUCGUAAUUCGAAAAUGUUGAUAAGACAAUUAAAUUGAUGAACUCGUA